GCCGACUUCUGGAGUGGCCAAGUCUGGCUCAGCGCACAAGACGAUGGGAGUCGUUCCUUAUCUCUGUCUCUUUCUGUCCUGCCUAGCAGGUGUGAGGUCCGUCAUCGUCCUGAAUCAGCCCGUGUCAGCGAUCGUUAAGCCCGGCGAGUCCCACAAAUUAACCUGCGCAGUUGAAGGGUUCGAUCUCAAAAAGAAAAACGUUCACUGGGUUAGAAUGGUCUCCGGGAAAGAGCUGGAGUGGCUGGCAAUAGUAUGGACGACAAAUAAACCCGACUAUGUGCCUGGACUCCGAGACCGACUCAUCGCUUCCAAGAGAGGCAGAUCAGUCUUUCUAGAAAUAAAGGAUCUGAAAGUCGAGGACACGGCAGUCUACUACUGUGCGAAAGAUGGAGGAACUCCGGUCUACGAUCUUCAAGUCUGGGGGAAGGGAACCUCGCUGACAGUGACUUCAGAGGUCAAGUCCACACCAUCAGUCUACAUCACUGCUUCCUGGAAUGCAAAAACUGACCAAGACAUCAGCCUCCUCUGUCUGGUCAAGGACUAUCAGCCCGAGAGCAUCAGUCAGACAUGGUCCAAUAACAGUGGAGACAUCAGCAAUGGAAUCAAGAAAUACCCAGCGGUGUUGGGGCAAAAUUCAAAGUACACGAUGAGCAGCUUGCUCCGAGUCUCUGUGGCAGACUGGAAGAAGGACAAAGCCUACUACUGCAAGGCAGGGUACACACCGAACGAGAUUGUGACAGUGAAGAUCCAGAAAUCUCAGCUUCUGAACCUCAUCUCCCUUGUUCCAUCCCCGGAGGAUGUCCAAAGUCAAGCCACUGCUGUCCUGGGCUGUAUGAUCUAUGGAUUCCAUCAUCGCAAAUUUAAUAUUGCCUGGAAGAAAGAUGGAUUGAUUCAAACGGGCAACAUUGUCCCUUCCACUUCAAGAAGCAAUGCUAGUUCUGAAACCUUCACUUACCUGUCAAUGCCUAUGAAGGACUGGAUCAACAAAUCUGAAUAUACUUGUGAGGUGAAACAUCCCUAUGGCUUCAGCAGAAUGGUCAGCAUGAGAUAUGCAGACGAAUUGUCUGUCUUUAUUCGAAAUCCCGACAUUGAAGAGAUAUGGAUCAGCAAGACAGCUACUGUGAAGUGCAUGGUUCUCUGUACCAAUCCACAGGAAAUCAACAUCAGUUGGUUAGUGAACGGGACGAAGUCAAGAAACCCUGUUUUCUCUGAACAACCAGAAAGUAAAGGAAUCGUAAAAAUAGUGAUCAGUACAAUGAAUUCCAGUGUAGAGGAGUGGCUCAGCGGGGUGGAGUACAAGUGCGUCAUUGAAGAUUUCUCCACGUCCACUCAAAUGUCAGCAAAGACAAAAAGAACCAAAGGAACAACAAAAAGACCUAAUGUCAGAUUGCUGCCUCCACCAGAGGAAGAAAUCAAGUCCAACAGUGCUGCCGUUCUUGAAUGUGUGGUCUCAGGAUUCUACCCAGACCAUAUAACUGUCACCUGGGAGAAGGACAGCUCUGUGAUCAGCUCCAGCACCAGACCUACACCAACCGCUCUGGAGCAAGGGGGCACUUUCAGUGUCAGACACUUCCUGACCGUGAGUUUACAGGAGUGGGAGACCGAAUCAGUCUUCAGCUGUACAGUGACUCAUCCCCCCUCCAACACCCGUAUCAAGAAGCAAGUGAAGAACGUCCAAGGUGUUCCCUCGGACCCUAUGAGAGAAUUGUCUGUCUUUAUUCAAAAUCCCGACAUUGAAGAGAUAUGGAUCAGCAAGACAGCUACUGUGAAGUGCAUGGUUCUCUGUACCGAUCCACAGGAAAUCAACAUCAGUUGGUUAGUGAACGGGACGAAGUCAAGAAACCCUGUUUUCUCCGAGCAACCAGAAAGUAAAGGAAUCGUAAAAAUAGUGAUCAGUACGAUGAGUUCCAGUGUAGAGGAGUGGCUCAGCGGGGUGGAGUACAAGUGCGUCAUUGAAGAUUUCUCCACGUCCACUCAAAUGUCAGCAAAGACAAAAAGAACCAAAGGAACAACAAAAAGACCUAAUGUCAGAUUGCUGCCUCCACCAGAGGAAGAAAUCAAGUCCAACAGUGCUGCCAUUCUUGAGUGUGUGGUCUCAGGAUUCUACCCAGACCAUAUAACUGUCACCUGGGAGAAGGACAGCUCUGUGAUCAGCUCCAGCACCAGUCCUACACCAACCGCUCUGGAGCAAGGGGGCACUUUCAGUGUCAGACACUUCCUGACUGUGACUUUACAGGAGUGGGAGACCGAAUCAGUCUUCAGCUGUACAGUGAUUCAUCCCCCCUCCAACACCCGUAUCAAGAAGCAAGUGAAGAAUGUCCAAGGUGUUCCCUCGGACCCUAUGAGAGAAUUGUCUGUCUUUAUUCAAAAUCCCGACAUUGAAGAGAUAUGGAUCAGCAAGACAGCUACUGUGAAGUGCAUAGUUCUCUGUACCGAUCCACAGGAAAUCAACAUCAGUUGGUUAGUGAACGGGAUGAAGUCAAGAAACGCUGUUUUCUCCGAGCAACCAGAAAGUAAAGGAAUCGUAAAAAUAGUGAUCAGUACAAUGAAUUCCAGUGCAGAGGAGUGGCUCAGCGGGGUGGAGUACAAGUGCGUCAUUCAGGAUUUGUCCACGUCCACUCAAAUGUCAGCAAAGACAAAAAGUACCAAAGGAACAACAAAAAGACCUAAUGUCAGAUUGCUGCCUCCACCAGAGGAAGAAAUCAAAUCCAACAGUACUGCCGUUCUUGAGUGUGUGGUCUCAGGAUUCUACCCAGACCAUAUAACUGUCACCUGGGAGAAGGACAGCUCUGUGAUCAGCUCCAGCACCAGUCCUACACCAACCGCUCUGGAGCAAGGGGGCACUUUCAGUGUCAGACACUUCCUGACCUUGAGUUUACAGGAGUGGGAGACCGAAUCAGUCUUCAGCUGUACAGUGAUUCAUCCCCCCUCCAACACCCGUAUCAAGAAGCAAGUGAAGAAUGUCCAAGGUGUUCCCUCGGACCCUACGAAAGAUACAGACUGAAAUUUGGUGGGAUAUGAAUCGAUCACAACCAAUCUGUUCCGAAGCAUCGAUAAAUCUCCCAGCAAACCCACCCUGUGUCAAUAUUUCACGUGUUCUGACCAUUUGUUUUAGAUCUUGUGUCUGCCUCUUCAUGAUUCCAUCUAUUUGUUUUAUUAGUUUGAUGAUUAUUAACUGACCCAGCUCAUUGAGAACAAAAUUCAAAGCAUAUUAAUCAAAUGGCAUCAUUCGCCACAAAUCUCUGAGCAGCUGGAUAACUUUCAGUGCUGUAUGUGAUCACACAUAGUAUUAAAUCUAUUUACAUGUCAAUGUAUCAAUCCAUUUUCAAUAAACGUCAUGUGAAAAUGUUUUGGUUGUAAGUGUCCCUCACUGUUUUUUUUGGGAGACAGUAAGUAAAUAACUUGGGACAGAGAAAGAUCAUGAAGGAUUGCAAUAUUGGUGUGAGUAUUCUAAUUGCUCGGGCAUUUCGAGAUCAAGAAGAGGAUAGUGCUUGGUCUUUCUAGGUGCAUGAAUGAGGGUAAGUCCUCACUGCCUGGUGGGAUAUAUUCUGGGUUAUUGAAAGAAGCAAGGGAGGAGAUUCUUGAGGCCUUGACAAAGAUCUUCACUUGCAAAAUGUGAGGUCCCAGAGGACUAGAGAGUAGCCAAUGUUUUUCCUUUGUUCAAGAAGGAAAAGAGAGAAAACUUUGGAAAUGAUAGGCCAAUGAGCUUCACAUCAGUGGUAGUGAAGCAACUGGAGAGGACUCUGACAAAUAGGAUCCAUGUGCAUUGGAAAAGCAUGUGCAGAUUAGGGACAGUCAGGUGCGGUUUUGUGCAAGCCAGAUCAUGCCUUACAUACAAGACUGAGUUUGUUGAGGGGGCAUUGGAGGUGAUUGAAAAGGAUAGGGCAGUGAACGUUUUCUACAUGGUCAUUAGUCAUAUGACAAGAUCAUUCUUAAUAGGCUAAUCUGGAGGAUCUUAAAUGUUUCAGAACUACAGUUUGAAACUUGGUAGCUCAGAUUUAGUCUUGGCUUGCUCAGAUGGAAGGGUUGUUCCUCUGGAUGGAGGUCCAAGGUCAG
This is a messenger RNA of Mobula hypostoma (lesser devil ray), 4056 nucleotides long. Its product is annotated as immunoglobulin mu heavy chain-like. Gene Ontology annotation, molecular function: immunoglobulin receptor binding; antigen binding. The coding region runs from base 44 to 3004 and encodes 986 amino acids. The transcript has 12 exons. Lineage: Eukaryota; Metazoa; Chordata; Chondrichthyes; Myliobatiformes; Myliobatidae. Gene Ontology annotation, cellular component: extracellular exosome; immunoglobulin complex, circulating; blood microparticle. The record is from RefSeq and is a predicted model, not a curated record. Gene Ontology annotation, biological process: complement activation, classical pathway; antibacterial humoral response.